This is a messenger RNA of Strongylocentrotus purpuratus (purple sea urchin), 2363 nucleotides long. It is a transcript of the gene cog8, whose product is annotated as conserved oligomeric Golgi complex subunit 8. Lineage: Eukaryota; Metazoa; Echinodermata; Echinoidea; Camarodonta; Strongylocentrotidae. Gene Ontology annotation, cellular component: COG complex. The transcript has 13 exons. Gene Ontology annotation, biological process: intra-Golgi vesicle-mediated transport. The record is from RefSeq and is a predicted model, not a curated record. Bases 175 to 2070 code for a protein of 631 amino acids.
AAAACUUUAUCUCACAUAAUUUGGCAUACCAGAAUCAAAGAAACAGAGCUGCAGAAGAAAGAGCAAGACGCCCUCUCACAUCAAGCCUGGCGGAAAUCAUCGAAAUCGAUUGAUAUUUAGCGCCAAUAAACCCGACAAAAACAACAAGAGCUGAGCAGACGACCGAUCACAAAAAUGGCAUCCUCUGAUUCUGUGGACGUGGAAGACGAAACUAUUUUGACCGCCGUUUUUAAAGAUUCUUUCCCUGAAUCAUGGCGGGAGAAUCCAGACUUUGCCUUGUACCUGACGGAGCUCAGCUCGUUUGGAGUGGACAAACUAUCUCGCGAGCCAGAGAGGUUGUCAGAUGAAAGGUCACAGGUCCUUCAACAGACUCAAGAGCUAGCAUUCGAUAACUACAAGACAUUCAUUGAAACGGCAGACUGUUCCAGGGAGAUAGUGGAAGAUUUUGCAGUUGUAGAGCAGCACCUGAACCACUUAUUAGACAAAUUACCAGACUUCAGCGAAGGAUGCAACCAGUUCCUGAAGGAAGCACAGCAAAUCAGCUCCAGCCGGAGAAUGAAUUCCUUGACGCUUUCCAAGCACACCCAGCUGUUGGAGAUCCUUGAGAUACCUCAGCUCAUGGAUACCUGCGUCAGGAAUGCUUACUAUGACGAAGCCUUGGAGCUGGCAGCGUAUGUCAAGCGAUUGGAGAAGAAACAUGCUGGCAUUCCGGUUAUAAAGGACAUUGUUGAAGAAGUUCAAUCAUCUAGUCGCCUGAUGUUAAACCAGUUGAUCCAGCAAAUGCGUUCAGCCAUUCAGCUCCCUGCAUGCUUGCGUCUGAUUGGUUACCUGCGUCGCAUGGAUCUCUUCACAGAGGCGGAGCUUAGGAUCAAAUUUCUACAGGCAAGGGACGCAUGGUUCCAGGGCAUACUAGCUGCCAUACCAACAGAUGAGGCUUACCAGCACAUCACGAAGGUGAUAGAAGCGAGCAGAGUCCACCUGUUUGACAUCGUAACACAAUACCGAGCUAUCUUCUCUGAUGAUGAUCCUAUCUUAUCAGCCAGUCAUGACUCUGUUACCAAUGAGGCAGCUCUAUUCCAGGGAUGGGUUGUAGAAAAGGUGUCCCAGUUCCUCCGCACCCUGGAGCUAGACUUAGAGCGCGGCAUCGGGAACCGCUUGGACUCCCUCCUGGGCCAGUGUAUGUACUUUGGGUUGUCGUUCAGUCGAGUAGGAGCAGACUUCAGAGGGCUUCUUGCACCCAUCUUCCAGAGAGCUGCACUGCAUAGCUUUCUAUCAACAUUGAAAUCAGCAUCAGAGAGGUUUGAGCAAGAUAUGCAGUCCUACACACCGGUCGCUUCACAAGCUUUCCUUGCGAUGUCAUCGGUAUCCAUUCCAAGCAAUCAGAGUGAUGGAGCCAACAUUCCACCACCAUCUCUGAUGGAGCAUCCUCCUCUAGCAGCUUACACCAAUAGCAUACUAACAGGACUGAAUGAUCUCAGGCUGUGCGCUCCUGUGGCUGUAGCUCACCAUGUGUCUCAGUCACUACAGCAAUCGCUCAACACCAUAGUCCAUGCUAUUGUUGCCUUUCAUAGAGCGGAGGAGAGUACAUUCAACCAGCGAGAGCAGGAGCAGUUCAUCUCAUUCUGUGAGUCAGCAAGCAACCAGAUGGUCCCUUUCCUCAAUCGAUGUCUGAUCUCAUUGUUUCCACCAUCGAGCAUCGCUCAGACGCUAGGCCUCUCUACCAUUGAACUACAAAAGAUGGGCCAUGUGGGAUCUCUAGACGUUGCAUCGAUCGUGGAGUCAUUACGAUUGCUGAUACCACAGAAGGAGGAACCCGUCAAAGUGGAGGAGAAGGAGGAGGAGAAAGAGGAAAGGGAAGAGUUAAAGAUUGAUAGUAAGAUUCCUGUGAUUCCUGAGGUAGCUGAAGAGCAGGUAGAGCAAAAUGAUGAACUCACCCAAGGAUCCCAAGGAGAGUUAGAGGCAACAACAGACCUGUCUGACGGACCGGAGGCGUCAACAGAGGCAUCCACAGAGGCAUCAUCAGAGGCACCAACAGGGAAAGAGACGGCAGAGGAAGGUCUCAACACAUGAUGCACGAAUGUACAGGAUUAAUGUUUGGACUGGAGAAUUAUGCAAUAGCAUUAUGAUUUGAACAUUCAAACUUGUAAAAAAACUUAAAAGACUAAGGAUCUGAAAAGUAAAAGAUUAAUAAAAUCUUAAUUUUAAUGGAUGCCAAGCUACCUUGGGGGAGGAAAAGCUAAAUCGGCUCAGAAUCGUAGUGACGUCAGACCAGUAGAGUAAGGUCCCAAUGUACAGGAUCAAUGUGCGGACUGGAGAGCUUGGAACUGAGCCUUUAAUAUAUUACCACAGUUUUUCACUUCGGA